This is a messenger RNA of Caenorhabditis elegans, 564 nucleotides long. RefSeq names its product EB1 C-terminal domain-containing protein (gene ebp-3). Gene Ontology annotation, molecular function: microtubule binding. The transcript is spliced from 3 exons. The record is from RefSeq and is marked reviewed. NCBI's taxonomy places the organism in Eukaryota, Metazoa, Nematoda, Chromadorea, Rhabditida, Rhabditidae. The coding region runs from base 1 to 564 and encodes 187 amino acids. Gene Ontology annotation, cellular component: cytoskeleton.
AUGCAAGCACGUAAUGGAGAAGGUCUUCCGACUGAAGGGGGUCCAGCUGCUGGAGCUUCAGCGAAGACUCCGUCGAGAAUGCCGGCUAGAAGUGUUCCGCAAAAACCAGUGACCACAAUGAGAACUCCAGCCGCCACCCCGGCUGCUCCACCAACCCGUCCAACUCCAUCCCGUUCUUCAGCUGCUCCGAGAGCAACAGCUCCAACUCCAACAGCAGCACCUCCAAAAACUUGUGCACCGCCCGUUCGUUCUGCAUCAACCGUAGCAGCGGCUGCUGCUGCUGCACCACCGGGAGUCGAUAUGGCGACAUUUAAUAAAUUAAAAGAAGAACUGGAAGAAGUUACACGUCAGCUGACAGAAUCUGACAAUGUUAUUGCAAGUCUGGAAAAAGAAAGAGACUUUUAUUUUAGUAAACUUCGAACGAUUGAAGUUAUUUGUCAGGAUAAUGAAUCGAUUGGAAAUGUUGAAGUUAAUCGAGUUUUGGAGGUUCUCUACGAGACGGAAGAAGGAUUCGCACCACCAGAAGACGAGGCAAAUGGCGGAGCAGAAGCCGAAGAAUUCUAA